AUCAUUGGCCGCUGUGUUCUAGCUGUUCUUCCCUCCCUUUUCCUGCUCAAGCGCCUGCCCUUCUGCCACUCCCACCAGCUCUCUCACUCCUAUUGCCUCCACCAGGACAUGAUUCGCCUGGUCUGUGCUGACAUCAGGGUCAACAGCUGGUAUGGAUUUGCUCUAGUGUUGCUCAUUGUUGUGUUGGACCCACUGCUAGUUGUGCUUUCCUAUGCAGUUAUCCUGAGAAGUAUCUUCAGCACAGCUACAUGGACAGAGCGGCUCCGGGCCCUCAAUAACUGUCUCUCCCACUUCCUGGCUGUUCUGGUCCUCUAUGUUCCCAUGAUUGGUGUAUCUAUGACUCAUCGCUUUGCGAAACAUGCUUCUCCACUGGUCCAUGUGGUCCUGGCUAAUAUCUACCUGCUGGCACCCCCUGUAAUGAACCCCAUCAUUUACAGUGUAAAGACCAAACAGAUCCGCCAGAGAAUCUUUCACCUCCUUUUUUGGAGGAAGGUUCAGUAA
This is a messenger RNA of Chrysochloris asiatica (Cape golden mole), 501 nucleotides long. Its product is annotated as olfactory receptor 51Q1-like. Gene Ontology annotation, cellular component: membrane. The record is from RefSeq and is a predicted model, not a curated record. NCBI's taxonomy places the organism in Eukaryota, Metazoa, Chordata, Mammalia, Afrosoricida, Chrysochloridae. The annotation marks the transcript as partial. Gene Ontology annotation, molecular function: olfactory receptor activity. The transcript has a single exon. Gene Ontology annotation, biological process: G protein-coupled receptor signaling pathway.